Schistosoma haematobium is the source of this 1518-nucleotide messenger RNA. RefSeq lists its product as uncharacterized. The coding region runs from base 1 to 1518 and encodes 505 amino acids. NCBI's taxonomy places the organism in Eukaryota, Metazoa, Platyhelminthes, Trematoda, Strigeidida, Schistosomatidae. Gene Ontology annotation, biological process: DNA integration. The record is from RefSeq and is a predicted model, not a curated record. Gene Ontology annotation, molecular function: nucleic acid binding. The transcript is spliced from 4 exons.
AUGACUAAAAAGUUCGGGAAUUCAUCCUUUAAUUGCAGAAACAAUUUCGGUGAUCAACUUCAUGUGAAACUGAGAAAUCGAUUAAUUGCAGGAAUUAACAUACUGGUCGAUGAAAAUAUUCUAAAUCGACUUCAUGGUUCUAAAAUGUUCUCGAAAGUUGACCUAAAAGAUGCUUAUCUUCAAAUUCCUUUAGAUCAAUCUUCAUCUAUCUUGAUGACAAUUAACACUCCUUUCGGUCUGUUCAAAUACAAUUUCCUUCCAUUUCGUCUAGGUUGUUCUCAAGCCAUAUUUCAGGAAGUUAUGAAUAAAGCAGUUGGUGAUCUUGAAGUUGUUGAAGUUUAUCAAGAUGAGCUCGUUGUUCAUGGUUCUAAUAAGGUAGUUCAUGACCAGAGACUUAUUGCUUUAUUACGUCGUUUAAUUGAGAAGAAUAUUACAGUGAAUCCAAAUAAGUGUUCAUCUUGUGUAUAUAGUUUUGAAUGUCUUGGAUACCUUGUUGAUGGUAAUGGUUUUAGACCAGAUAUGAAACGACUAGCUUCACUGACAAAUGCACCGUCUUCAAAAAAUCCUACGGAAUUACGUUCACUAGUGGGAGCUCUUCAAUACUAUUCCCGUUUUAUUCCUAAUUUUUCUUGUCGUGAAAAUUAUUUAUUUAAUAUUUUGACAUCCAAUUCAUUCAAAUUGAGUGAGGAACCAGAGUCAUGCUUGCGAAGUCUACUAAAUGCAUAUGACUAUGUGGUUCAGCACAGAAGUGCCAAACAAAUUCAACGGGUUGACUACAUUUCUCGACAGCCAUUACAAGAUAGACCUAUUAAUACUUCGGACUGUUUGUUAGCGCAACCUUUACCAGUGAGACGUUCAGAUCUCAUUAGAGAAACUCGCAGAUAUUUUGGAUGUAUACUCAGUGCUAUAUGGAAAGGCUGGACUGCUGGUUUAAAACGUAAAUUUUCAAUCUAUUUUUCAAAGCGGGAUGGGCUAUCUACUACUCCUGAUGGUAUUCUGUGUUUAAAUGAUCGUGUUGUAAUUCCUCCUUCAUUGCGUAAAUCUGUUCUUGAAGAUCUUCAUAGUUGUCAUUUAGGUGUUGAGAAAAUGAAGCCCUUGGCAAGGCUCACAUGUAGGUGGCCAGAGAUCAAUGCAGAUAUAUGUCAUACGGCAAACAAUUGUGAGAAAUGUCAUCAGUUGAAAAAUCAUCCUUCGAAGUGGGUGCCAUGGCUAGUAUCGUCUGAGGCCUGGCAGAGAAUUCAUGCUGACUAUUGUGGUCCGUUUCUUGUUAUUGAUUCUUUUUCAAAGUGGCCUGAAUUUUUUUUCACAACUUCACCAAAUUCUGAUUUCACAUUCCAAGCAUUAAGAAAGAUUAUUAGUCGAGAAGGGGUUCCUAUGGUGUUAAUGACCGAUAAUGGCUCCCAUUUUGCUGCAGAUGAAGUCACUACCUGGUUGAACGGUAUAGGGUGCAAACAUCUGUUUACUGCUCCCAGACACCGUGUUCUAAUGGUCAGGCAGAAAAUUUUGACAGGACAUUAA